GAAGACUUACUUAUCCUUUAAGCCUCCUUCAGCCAACACAACAACAUUUUUUUUUCCACUUAAUGACGCUUAAUUUCAUUUCUUAUCGGAUCCUGUAGGGGAUUAUUCAUUCAUAUAAAACAAUCUGCAGCUGCUGCCACUCCAAACUCUCCCUCCUUUUGACUGAAGUCAUCUAUUAUUGAGCGAAAGGCCGUGCGUGGAAAGUGUGUGCAAGACGAUGGAUUUGAAGUAGAAUUGGUUGCAAUCGAUCAAGGGUGAAGAAUAUUCCUGAUGGUAACAAAGGAAGCAGCAAUGUCUUUCUCGCAGUUUGGAUAUCCUUACAAUGCAACUUCACAAUUUUUCGUGUCGGCAAACCCCAGUACGACUUGCUGCGAUUCGAUUUCCAGGUCGGUAUCUGACGGGACAGGCAGCUCUCAGACCGCCGCAGCCGCAGCCGCCGCCUCCUUCUGCUGCCCCUCCUACGAGAACCGGCUCCUGGCGAGCAGCCGGACGGAGCUGAACGCAGCGCUGGGGAUGUACGGCUCUCCUUACGCCGCUGCGGCCGCAGCCAGCCAGAACUACGCCAACUACUUCCCCUACAGCACCGACCCAUCCGCUAUCUACUCCACUCUGAAUCCACAGUAUGACAUUAAGGACAGCACAGGCACUUUACACUCUGGCAUUACUCAAACUGCUGCUUACUAUCCUUACGAUCACUCACUGGGACAGUAUCAAUAUGACAGAUAUGGGACGGUGGACUUUAAUGGCACAGCUCGCAGAAAGAAUGCCACGCGUGAAACCACCAGCACGCUAAAAACAUGGCUGUAUGAGCACCGCAAGAACCCCUACCCGACUAAGGGAGAGAAGAUCAUGCUGGCCAUCAUCACCAAGAUGACCCUCACCCAGGUGUCCACGUGGUUCGCCAAUGCCAGGAGACGGCUAAAGAAGGAGAACAAGAUGACGUGGUCACCAAAGAAUAAGGCUAACGAUGACAGAAAGGAGGACUUUAAUAAGAGUGACCAGGACUGUGUCACCAAAGAUUCCAGUGAUUGCAAGGAAGAGAAAGAGUUGCACCUGAGUGACCUGGAGGACAUGGAUGAGGACGACUGUGACAAGCUGGACAGCGACUGUGAAAAGGUGGCAGCAGAUGAGCAGGACCUCCAGAGAUCCAUGGUUGCAUCUGGAGCUCCCCUGAAAAGAGACUGCAGCUCUGACCUUCACUUGAGCUUAACAAACAGCUUCCACACUUUCCCCUGCAGUAUCAAAGGUGUCACCGCCCUCCCGCAUCUCCCAUCGGAUUUCAUAGAUCCAAUUGUGUCCAAGGCGGGUCCUGCAAGCGUCCCAUUAGCAGGAGCGGUGUCCCUGUCUCAUUUUGAAUCAUCAGAAAAGCCACGCAUUUGGUCGUUGGCUCGUACCGCAGCUUCAGGGGUUAUAUUAAAUCCUCAGCAGCAUGGUACGGAGCUAAGGACAGGAAGCCUAACUGGGGACUGUCAACUACAGAGCAGCAGACUUCCCAGGGCUCCUACUGGACAAUGUGGAGCCACAAGAGGCCUGCUUGAGUCUAACAGUGUCACAAAUUCAGAAAGCUCUUUCCCUGAGGGCUCAUCCUUGCACUCAAAAGUUUACGGCACAGGCAGCUACAGCCACAAAGGCCUCCAACUUCACAGCUCGUCUUAUGCUGCCCUUCCAGAUACCUGUCAGUACACAGCAAUCGAAGGAUUCUCCAGUGGCAAGGUAGAGAAUCAGUCAUCUGACCUCAGCGAAGCCUGUGGGACUGUGCAGAACGACAAGGUCACUGCAUUCAGACCAGUCAUGAAGAGGUGAAGCAGAUUUCUGGGGCUUGUCUAACAACAGCUAAAUGGGACAUUUAUUAUGCACUAAAAGACACACUGACCAUGUGGCGGCUGAGUGUGAGCUGCCUGGUUCUGUUGCAGUGAGAACUAUCAAACUGUGGACUCGACUAUCAUUUUUGCACAACAUUGUUUUUUUAUGGCGAUAAAAAGAUUUUAUGCAAAAAAUAUUUCUAGAUGCAAAGUGUAAGAGCAAUGGCCCAAAAUGAAACGGGCUGAAUUUGUGUAUGGCAAUCGUGUAGUGUAGCAUAACUUAUUUAUUUCUCUGUGUAUUUAACAUUUUUGUUAUGUCAACAUUUUUGGAUUAUUAUUUAUUAU
Molecule: messenger RNA, 2147 nt
Organism: Xiphophorus maculatus (southern platyfish)
Lineage: Eukaryota; Metazoa; Chordata; Actinopteri; Cyprinodontiformes; Poeciliidae
Gene: irx6a
Product: iroquois homeobox 6
Exons: 7
Coding region: 271-1803 (510 amino acids)
Biological process (GO): cell development; regulation of transcription by RNA polymerase II; neuron differentiation
Cellular component (GO): nucleus
Molecular function (GO): DNA-binding transcription factor activity, RNA polymerase II-specific; RNA polymerase II cis-regulatory region sequence-specific DNA binding
Source: RefSeq, a predicted model, not a curated record